Messenger RNA from Oncorhynchus masou masou (cherry salmon), 4331 nucleotides. Its product is annotated as DENN domain-containing protein 3-like. Gene Ontology annotation, molecular function: protein binding. Gene Ontology annotation, biological process: regulation of Rab protein signal transduction. The transcript is spliced from 26 exons. Gene Ontology annotation, cellular component: cytoplasmic vesicle. Bases 409 to 4221 code for a protein of 1270 amino acids. The record is from RefSeq and is a predicted model, not a curated record. NCBI's taxonomy places the organism in Eukaryota, Metazoa, Chordata, Actinopteri, Salmoniformes, Salmonidae.
UGAGUCUUCUGACAUAAUUUAUUAUAGCAGUUUUGUUAAGUUGGCAAUGCAGCUUCUUAACUUCUACGACAGCAAAUUAGAAUGCACAAGGUUUUGAAUUAUUUACAAAAGUAGGAGCAACUGCAUUUUUCCAGUACGCAUGAUUUUGUAUCCUUUCUGAAAGCAGGAAGCAGCACGCUGUUAAUCGCAGUCAGACAGAUAACAGCAUUUCAUGGGAAGGUCAAUUCAACUGCAUUGUUUACAAAGGUGUUUUGAUUGUGUCUUUCGGUGGCUACAAAUUCAUUCAAACGAAUGUCUGAUUUUGGCCCGUGAUCUUGGAUUACCGAUGGACCAACAGCACAAAUCCCAUGCUUGGAUGUGAUUCCACCACUGUGAGCCUGAUGUCCAGAGGAGGAAGGACUGGUUCUGAUGGCAGACCAUCUUCCCUCAGGGCUACUGGAAGCGUGUGUUGUUGUCGGAGCCUCUGAGGAUAAACUCAAGGAUGUCUACCAGUCUCUACAGCAGGGCAACAGCACAACAGACCUCCUUAUUUUCGACCCAGAGGUCUUGCAAGUCCACGUACCUCCGUUUGUGACCAAAGAGAAUGCAGAUGAGUCUGGUGUACCCAGAACCCUCAGUCGAGUCCAGUGCAGACGGUCCUUCAUCAAGAAGAAGGAGAGGCUAGUGGUGGCUCCUAGUGGCCCUGGAGGGGCCGGGAGCAGUGAGGGGGCCACUGUCACGGAGGAUGUCAGCGUCCCCAAGGACAUCGACCUCAUGGCCCUGCCCCAACUCUGCUUUCCAGGGGGGCUUCAAGUAACAAAUGAACCAAAAGAAGAGCGUUUUCACUUUCUAGUCUUCACGGAUGUGUUCGGUAACCAAACCCAUGGAGUGGUUGUUCAGUGUUGUAGACCAUUUCAGGAAGGGUCAGUGUUCUAUCAGAAUGGACACUGGUCGUCCACCAGGACCACUAAGCUCUACACUGCUUUUGCCAUCUGUGUCAUAUCCAAGCAUCCUUAUUACAAUGCUCUGAAGGACUGUCUGUCUUGUUUGCUGGUGCAGCUUAGAACAUGCAGGUUGUCUGAAGAGAGGGUGAAGGAAUUUGCAGCCAAACUGUCUCUAGUGCCCAUUCCACCCCCUGGACAACUACAUGUGGUGUUCAACCUGAGACCCCUGAUGAUCGUACUGCCUUCCAGAGAGGAUAAGGAACACCCCGCUGUAGACCUGGAUCUCCAUUUGCCCUUCCUGUGCUUUAGAUCCAAACAGAUUUUACAGAUCAUCACUGGUAUUCUGAUGGAGCAGAGGGUAGUGUUCUUCUCAGCUGACUGGGCCCGCCUCACCCUGGUGGCAGAGUGUUUCAUGUUCUACAUCCACCCCCUCCACUGGCAGCACCCCUACGUGCCCAUCCUCUCAGCCCAGAUGCUGGACUUCGUCAUGGCCCCCACCGCCUUCCUCAUGGGCUGCCACCUCAACCACUUUGAGGAGGUCGCUGCGGAAACAGACGACCUGAUCUUGAUUAAUAUUGAUGAUGGAACAGUGUCUUCUUCCUGCUCAGAGACUGUCGACCUACCAGAUGUCCCCUUCAUUUCGUCAGAGUGUUUUACCAAGCGGAGGAAGGGCCUCCAGCUACAACAUGAUCUAGAGGUGUGUCACCAAGGGGCCGGCUCAGACGUUAAUGAGAUGCGCAUGCUGAGGAGACAAUGGCAGCAGAACCUGAACUGGGAAAUACAGAAUGUUACCUUGGAGCUCAUUGUCAACAUGUUCAGGGAUGUCAGUGGUCACCUGAACUAUGAACACCGAGUGUUUAACAGUGAAGAGUUCCUGAAGACCAGAGAGCAAGCUGACCUUCCCUUUUACAGAAAGGUCUUGGAGACACACAUCUUUCAUUCAUUCCUGAAGGACCGCCUCAAUAGGAAGAUGGAUGCUUUCACACGCAUGGAGGUCAACACUCGCUCAGAGACACAGAAAAUGAAGGCGAUGACAGACAACCCCAGGAGGCCCACCAUGCAGGAAAUGGCCAGGAAGUAUAGCAGCAACCCAGAGAUCCGUCUGAACAAGAGGCUGGGGAUGAGCCUCCCCAACCUGGGAGAGGAGCGCCAUCUCAACCUCCUCAGACAAACCUCCCUCAAGAAGACCAUUAUCUCUGAAAGUGCCUUCAAGAUCCCGCCCAAGCCUGUGAAGAUCUUCAAGCUGCCAGAAUUUCCUCCUCCCAUGGUGCACCACCAUGUCCAGAAGUACUAUGGAGAGUUGAUCAUACUACUGGGGAAGGCCAUCUCCUGUGUUCCUCCUGAGAACUCCACCCUCCUGGCCAGGUACUUCUACCUGCGCGGCUUCAUGAACACGCUGUGUUCCAAGCGUCUUGACGCCCUCAGUGACUUCCAGAACCUCUACAAGACGGACAUCGAGAUCUUCCCCACCGACCUGGUAAAGGCGCUAGUGGACUCGCUGCAGAAGGACGAGUUCUCCCAGGUGGACCGGCGGCCAGAGCUCAAGCGGCUCAUCUUCAAGGUGAAGACAGACAACGAGAUGGUGCUGGUCCAAGCUGACGACCAUGUGAAGAAGUUCCAGCUCCCUAAGACCCACAUGCUGCAGGAGGACUUUGUGAAGUGCAUCCAGGAGUCUGGGAUUGUGAAAGACGUCGCCACCAUCCAUAGGCUGUUUGAGGCCCUCACUGUGGGGCAACAGAAGCAGAUUGACCCAGAGGUGUUCCGUGUGUUCUACACCUUCUGGAAGGAGACGGAGGUGGAGGCCCAGGAUGUUCACCUGCCAGCUGAGGUCAUGGAGCACCUGGACAACAACGAGUGUGUCUACAAGCUGUCCUGCUCCGUCAAAACCAACCAGGGAGUGGGUAAGAUCGCCAUGACACAGAAGAGGCUCUUCCUGCUCACUGACGGGAGGCCUGGAUUUAUCGAGAUCACCAAGUUCAGAGACAUAAAGGAGGUGAAAAUCUCCUUUGCUCCUUUCCUGCUGCUGAGGAUCCCGUCUCUGAAGAUCAAGUGCAGUCUGAGGAAGGAGGUGUUUGAGGCCAACCUGAAGUCUGCGUGUGACCUGUGGAAUCUCAUGGUCAGAGAGAUGUGGGCUGGGAGGACGAUGGCAGACGACCACAAGGAUCCUCAGUACAUGCAGCAGGCUUUGACUAACGUCUUGCUCAUGGAUGCUGUGGUUGGCUGCCUUCAGACCCAGAAGGCCAUAUUUGCCGCCUCUAAACUGGCAUACUUUGACAGAGUGAAACAUGAAGCAGUUCCUGUGGUGGUUCCAAAGACAACAUUGGAGACGUUGAAACACAAGAUCAAUCCAUCACUAGACCUCCCAGCCCCACAGACUGUACAUGUCUUACUCUACACACCAGGCCAGUUGAGUUACUCGGAGGCAGACGGAGAUGGGAACCCCAAGUUGUGGUGUGCCCUCAGUGGUGGGAGGGUGGUUGUGUUUGAUGCAGCCAGCUGGUCCAUGCAGCAGAACUGUGUUCAAGUGGGAUCCUCCCAACUGAACUGCAUGCUGGGAUUGGACCAGGAUCAAGUAUGGAUUGGCUCCCAGGAUUCCAUCAUUUACAUAAUUGACACUCGCAGCAUGUCCUGCAAUAAGCAGCUGACAGAGCACAGGCAUGAGGUUAUGGACUUUGCCCUGGAGGAGAGUGACAAGAUGAGACAGACAUACUCCUGUAGUGCCGAUGGAACAGUCAUUCUGUGGGACCUCUCAACGCUAAAAGUGAAAAAGCAGUUUCAACUGACCUGUGAUAGGCUUAUGUCCAUUCAGCUCUUUAAUGGAACACUGUGGUGCUGUGCCAGAGACAGCAUCGUUGAACUGAGGAAGAACGGAACCCCACAUCGUAAGAUGACACUUCCUGAGGAUCUACGGAGCAUGCCCACUGAGCUCAGCAGCCUCGUCCUCUUCUUAGAGAGGGGCCAGUUGUGGACGAGCUGUUCUGAUUCUGACGAGCUCUGUCUCUGGCACUGUAGAGACCUGACCAAGCCUUUCCUGAGGGUGCGGCUACAGAACUGUACAGGGGUCAACUGUAUGAUCAAGGUUAAGAAUCAGAUCUGGGUUGGCUGCAGUGGGCCGAGCCCUGACCAGUGCAGGAUGAGUGGGAAGAUCUACAUAGUGGACACAGAGAGCCACAGUGUAGAGAAGGAGCUGAUGGCCCACACAGACAGUGUCCAGGCACUGUGCUCUGCAGAGGGCCGCUAUGUACUCAGUGGCUCCGCCUGCCAGGAUGGCAAAAUCGCCAUUUGGAAGGUUGAGUAGAGGACGAGUAGCCUGGUCCAAUGUGGGACCAGGUUAGAGGAAGAGCCCUGCAGACCCUGAGGAGUCCUACAGGUCUGAAGAGGCUAUAUCCACCUCAAACUCAACUCUGG